Messenger RNA from Doryrhamphus excisus (bluestripe pipefish), 3294 nucleotides. It is a transcript of the gene tbc1d17, whose product is annotated as TBC1 domain family, member 17. Gene Ontology annotation, biological process: activation of GTPase activity. The record is from RefSeq and is a predicted model, not a curated record. NCBI's taxonomy places the organism in Eukaryota, Metazoa, Chordata, Actinopteri, Syngnathiformes, Syngnathidae. Gene Ontology annotation, molecular function: GTPase activator activity.
CGGGCUCUACGUAAACAGGAAGUGUGACGUAACAUUUGUUUUGGGACGACAAGCGUAGAGACUGACCCACAGCCGUUUAAGAAUGGAGCAAAACAAUGCCGACUACAAGCUGAUAUUUGAGAAGGAGGGAGUGUACCUGCACACCAACGCCAAGAGGAGCAACCAGGACACCAGCAUACCCGGCUUCAUCCGCAUUGUAGAGCGGGCUGGGGUGCCAGCUUUGGAAUGGAGUCCGCUGGAGGACGAAGGCCGCACGGCUCCGGCUGUGCUCUACACCAAAAAGGAUGGAGAAGGAGGAGAAGAGGAGACAAACUUUGACCCCGGCUACGAGCCAGACUGGGCUGUCAUCAGCACUGUGAAGAAAGACCGAGAACACGUCCCCGUCAAAGAGUCAGGUCAGUGGUCCUUUUCCCUGCCUCUGUCCGAGCUCUACUCGCUGAGGAGGGCCCGCUUCUCCCUGGGUAGAAACUUCCUGGUGUUGACCAGCAGAGGGGGCCACCCGCUGCCUCCUUUGCACUUCCACAGGGGAGGGAGCAGGGAGCUGCUGCGCGCCCUCAGCCGCUACAUCGUCCUGGACCAGUCUCCCGUGGACGGGCGUCUCUUCCUGGCCUACCCUCAAGACCCCAACGCUCUUUCUCAGUCCUUUGAUAAGCUGCACCUCUUUGACGAUGGCCCAGAUCUCGUAUCGAGAUUCAUCCAGGACCCCUACGCGACUACGUUUGGUGGAUUCUCCAAAGUCACCAACUUCUUCAGGGUGGCUCUGCGGCCCCCGGAUUCCCCGCUGCAUCAACGUGAUGCUCAGGAUUCAAGUAUGGCCCCUCAGUUUGACGAGGAGCCUGGCUUUGAACUCAUCACCUGUGGGGUGGAGCUCGGCCCCAGGCCAGCUGUAAGCAGGGGUAAACCUCUGGACAAAUGGGAGGAGUUCCUUGACCCCGAAGGUCGCGUGAAGAACCCAGAGAGCGUCAAAGAGCUCGUCUUCCGAGGGGGUAUCACCCCGUCGCUGCGGAAGGAGGUGUGGAAGUUCCUCCUGGGCUUUUAUCCGUGGAACAGCACCCGUAGGGAGCGGGAGGACAUUUUACGCGUCAAAACUGAUGAGUACUUCAGGAUGAAGGUCCAGUGGAAGUCUGUCACCGAGGAGCAGGAAAUGAGGAACUCACUCCUCAGGGGAUACAGAAAUCUGAUUGAGCGAGACGUGAACAGGACAGACAGACACAACACCUUCUUCUCCGGGAAUGACAACCCAGGCCUGGCUCUCCUCCAUGACGUUCUGAUGACCUACUGCAUGUACAACUUUGAUCUGGGGUACGUGCAGGGCAUGAGCGACCUCCUGUCGCCUUUGCUCUUCGUCACUCAGAACGAAGUGGAGUCCUUUUGGUGUCUGACAGGCUUCAUGGAGCUGGUGCACCACAACUUUGAAGAGUCCCAGGAGGCCAUGAAGCAGCAGCUUCUUCAGCUCAGCAUCCUGUUGAAGGCCCUGGAUCCAGAACUCUGCGACUUCUUGGACUCUCAGGACAGCGGCUCGCUUUGCUUCUGUUUCCGCUGGCUCCUCAUCUGGUUCAAGAGAGAAUUCUCCUUUGAGGACAUCCUCACGAUGUGGGAGGUGAUGUGGACCCGUCUGCCCUGCGACAACUUCCACCUUCUGAUCGCCUGCGCCAUCCUGCAGUCGCAGAGAGGAGAACUGAUCGGCUCCGACCACGACUUCAACACCAUCCUGAAGCACAUUAACGAACUGAGCAUGAAGUUGGACCUGCAGAGCACCCUGCGUGGAGCGGAGGCCAUCUACCUGCAGCUGCUUCAGUGUAAGGAGCUCCCCCUCAAGGUGCAGGAAGUUCUAGGCCUCUACGUGCCGUCCAGCUCCGAAGACGAGAGCCCUGACUCGCAGGACAGCGAGACGCAGCGUCUCCUCGGCCAAUCGCAAGCCGGGGCCGCGUCAGGUGAUGCCGCCUGCGCUCCUCCUUCACCUCCCUCUCCCCCCCGCCCGUAAUACCCGCCGACCGUCACGUUGAUGUUUAUAUAUCAUGAAAAGAAUAUGAACUGUUAAUGCCUGAGUGGACGCUGCAAUCCACGGAGGACGACGUGCCGCAACGUCCAAACACCCUAAAACACGUGCAUCGGGAAAUAGCUGCUAGUACUACACGUAGUAUAACAAAUACUAGUAUAACAAAUACUGAUGAAGCUAACAUUUGGUCAGGAAUAUGAAGUGCUCAAACCAAAGUCAGAGUGCGGAUCUGUGGCGAUUCCGCAAUCAGGAAAAAGCAGGAAGGAACAAAAGCAUGUUUUGGGAAACUCGGCCUCUGUGCAAAAUAACGCCCUUUUUUUCAACUUUAUGCUUCUACAAUCAUUUUUUCCUCGUAAUAUUAAUACUUUAUUCUGGCAGAAUUGCAAUUUUUUGUAAGAUUACCACUUUUAUCUCAUUAUUAUAACUUUGACCAUAAAACAAUAUUUUCACCUUAUUGACUUACAAUAGCUGCUCUUCCAUUUUGACAUUUUUGUCCCUGUUUAAUUGUAUUUGUGGCCCCCGGUCCGCCCUUUGGACACCCCUAACAUAUGUUAUGGGUGUGCAGCAUUUUCUCCUUGCAUGUGAUUUAUGGUGUUGGUGUUUGGCCACCGUAGUUAUUACAAUGCGUCAACAGCAGGGGGCGAUGUGGAGACACACUCAUGAAGGCCACCAUUAGUUAUUACAAUGUGUCCACAGCAGGGGGCGAUGUAGAGACACGCCCAUGAAUGUCACUGUGCUCUCUCUCUCUCAGUCCCUUUGUAAACAAACACCUCUGUCACUUUCUCCUUCCUCUUUUUCAUUGAAGCUGCUCUUUUCCAUGUUUUUAUUUUGUUAGUGUUUUCCUAAGAAAGGGAAUAUGAUCAUAACGAAGGACAUUUUGCGUACUAUAUCGUGGCCCCUAUGCAAAGCGUGUGCAUGCCUUCAUGGAGUUGACAUGCUGUGUGGUCAUCUUGUAACCUUUGGACCUUCUGCUAAUUACUACAAAAUAAAAGUUUAAUGAAGUAGCGUAAGUUAAAAAUUGUCCUCUUAAUUUGCACCGUAUCCAUACGGCCAAACUUGACCCCUGACCCAUGGCAACAGAGUAGGUUUGCAAGCAUGUUGUAUUUCUAGUCCCCUACUGGGAUCUUUCGUCCCUCACUACAUGCCACUUUUCCCAAAAAUAAGAAACGAUGGCAGUUUAUUAGUCCAAGAAUAUUGACUUAGAAGUUAUAUGUUGUAUUCCGGCCACUAGGUGUCAGUAAUGUUACAUGAUGUUAGAUCACUAGUGAUGUGCCAGGAGAGAUUACCGUUUUGUU